UGGAUAAUGACUUCUUUGAGCAAAUAGGAAUUCACAAUCCCUUAACAAAUUGUUCUUUGGGAAAUCAGUUGGAUUGGUUCAAGAGAAUGUUGCCAUCUCUUUGCCACACUCCUUCAAAUUGCAAAGAAACUGCUAAGGAAUUCUCUGGUUCUAAUGGGUGAAAUAGGAGGGAAUGAUUACAACCAUGCAUUUGAUUCAGGAAGAAACAUAGAAGAGAUCCAAUCAUUUGUACCUCCUGUUAUUAAUGCCAUUGGUUUUGCCAUCAAUGAGUUGAUUGAGCUUGGGGCAGUGACACUCAUGGUUCCACGGAACUUCCCAAUUGGGUGCCGACCAACUUUCUUAACUAAUUUUAUGAGUUCAAAUAAAGAAGCCUACGAUCCUGAAACUGGCUGCCUUAUAUGGUUGAAUGAGUUUGCUAUGUACCACAAUGAUAUGCUUCAGAUAGAACUGAAUCGGAUUCAAAAACUUCAUCCUUAUGCUACGAUUAUCUAUGCAGAUUAUUACAACGCUGCAAUGCGCUUCUUUCGCUCUCCUAUCGAAUACGGGUUUAGUGGAGGAGCUCUCACUGCAUGCUGUGGAGCAAGAGGUCCCUACAAUUUCGACCCAUCUGUGGAGUGUGGGUAUCCAGCAUCAACAGCUUGCGAUGACCCUUCUUCACAUGUUAGCUGGGAUGGUUUACACAUGACAGAGGCAGCUUAUAGAUGGAUUGCCAAAGGGUUAUUACAAGGACCAUACACUGUCCCUCCCAUUAACACCUCAUUCUGUGUUUUCCUUCCUGUGAUCAGUACUAAAUCUUCCAAGUAGCUUGGAGAAUCAUGCUCUCUGUCACAGUUAUUCCUUACACUGAAUAAUGCUUUAUUUGAUGCAAAAUUGGAUCUCAGUGUUGUGCAAUUUGGUUUUUUUAAACGGGUUCUUGGCAAACUUGAAACAAAUUUAACCAAUUGCAGUUGAAACCAUGGUGGAAACCAAAAAUAGUGGAACCCACAUUAAUAAAUAAACGUGAUUAUUAUGAA
Messenger RNA from Camellia sinensis, 1013 nucleotides. The record is from RefSeq and is a predicted model, not a curated record. NCBI's taxonomy places the organism in Eukaryota, Viridiplantae, Streptophyta, Magnoliopsida, Ericales, Theaceae.